ACUAUAAAUAGAAGUAUGCCCAGUGUGUAAUUUUUCAUCUUUCUCUUCUUUCUCACAUAUCUCAAAAAUGGCUAAACUGGUUGCAACAAUGGCGGUGGCGGCGGUGGUUUUAGUAAUAAUGCUGCCAUUAACUCCGUCAGAAGCCCAAUCUGAUGGGACAAGAAGAGUUCUUGAUGUUUUUGAAAUCGGAAACGUUCCAACAACAUAUUUACAAGUGAACGAAUCAGCCACACCUUUCAAUAAAUCUGUGUUGAUAUAUAAACCGACUCUUCCUUGUUUAUACCCGGUCAUUAUGCUUCUGCAUGGCACGUGUCUCAUCAACUCUUUCUACACUGAUCUCUUCCAACAUAUAGCUUCUCACGGUUAUAUAGUUGUUGCUCCUCAGAUAUAUUAUUGCUUCGAAGGGCUCUUCGAAAUGAUGCCUAUAAGUGAACCAGAAGAGCUUGAGUACGCAGCAGAAGUAGCAAACUGGUUACCUUCAGGUCUGCAAUCUUUGCUACCGGAAAACAUUAAACCCGAUCUACACAAGCUUUCCGUCGGCGGCCACAGUAGAGGCGGAAAAACCGCAGUUGCACUCGCACUUGGCUAUGCAAAAACGCCUCUACAAGUUCAAAUCUCAGGACUAGUACUUAUAGACCCAGUUGCAGGAGCAAGCAAAAAUAACCCAACCCUCCCCAAAGUCCUGACGUACAUUCCUCAUUCUUUUAACUUAUCGAUUCCAGUAGCGGUCAUCGGAACCGGGUUGGGUAGCCAGCCGGUCUGCUGGCUAGUCUGUCCAGCUUGUGCUCCGAAUGGAGUGAACCAUGUGGAGUUUUUCAACGAGUGUAAGGCUCCGGCAGGUCAUUUUGUGGCUACAGAUUAUGGGCACAUGGACAUGUUAAAUGACAAUAUAACAGGUAUUGAUUGGAUUAUAACAAGUCAUAUGUGCAAGAGCAGUCCGGAUCCUAAGAAGCCGAUGAGACAAACUGUCGGCGGUAUCAUAGUGGCGUUUUUCAAGGCUUAUUUUGAAGGUGAAAGUGACGACUAUAUGACCAUUGUUCAACAACCUUCUGUUGCUCCUGCAAAACUUGAUCCUGUCCAGUUCAAUAACAUAAUUAAUAUUGGUACGUUUUAGCGGCAGUUAUAAAUUAUGCCGUUAAUUCCAGUGUUCCUCAAAAUCAUAACAGCAUUACAUUAAUCAGUCGGUAUAGAUGUUGGAUUCUAGGGCUCAGAUUUGUAUCCUUUCCAUAUGUAUCUAUUGAAUAAAAAGAGGACUGGAUGUAGCAAAUUAAUUCUGUGCUUGUUAAUGUGUUCAAUUCGAUAUAUUAUUUAUCUUGUGAUUA
Mercurialis annua (annual mercury) is the source of this 1322-nucleotide messenger RNA. Its product is annotated as chlorophyllase-1-like. Gene Ontology annotation, molecular function: chlorophyllase activity. The coding region runs from base 68 to 1114 and encodes 348 amino acids. NCBI's taxonomy places the organism in Eukaryota, Viridiplantae, Streptophyta, Magnoliopsida, Malpighiales, Euphorbiaceae. The record is from RefSeq and is a predicted model, not a curated record. Gene Ontology annotation, biological process: chlorophyll catabolic process. The transcript has 2 exons.